Messenger RNA from Sclerotinia borealis F-4128, 1209 nucleotides. The record is from the annotation of a GenBank genome assembly. Lineage: Eukaryota; Fungi; Ascomycota; Leotiomycetes; Helotiales; Sclerotiniaceae.
AUGUUUCGUCGACUUCCCUCAGGUCUUCCCAAAGAUCCUAAGUUUGAACCUACUCUAGAUGGGCUUGGAUACUUUAUCAACGAGAAAGAUGAAAUCCGCUCUAUUGAGAAUCCAAAGGCUUACUUCAAAUUCUUCCUGACCAAGAAUGAACGUUACAACCAACUUCAUCGCGAAGCUAUGAAUCAGGCCAUCCGCGAUGUAGUGACGGAACGGCUUCUCAAUCUUGGCCUGAAACAGAUCCUCCUGCCUCUCAAUGUUCCCAAAACUUCCCCCCACAUCCAUAUCCUAACAUCAUCCAACAUUUCCACGGCUUCUCGAGUUAUCGUGCUAUUCUACGAACCUAAAGACGAUCUUGGAGUUUUUGCUCAUCGUAUAUUAGGUGGGGCAGGUGGAAUCGACGCGGGUUCUGCCGUCAAUAUGGUCAAGUAUAUUCAAGAGAAGGGCCAAUCUCCAACUGAAUCAGAGCCACCAGCCAUCAUCCUCGCCAAUAUGGGUCAACUGUUUUGGUAUCGUCGCGGCCAAAAAGCCGUCACCUUAACGACCUGGUCCGCAUUGCCUCAAAAUAGUUGUGUCGAGAAAGCCAUUCGCCUUGAUCCUAUCAAAAACACUGUUCCCGGAAAUCGCGACACGGAUGAACAUAUUGAUUAUAUUUUUAACCAUGUCAUUGAAGAUCUUAUGUCAAAGACGGCAAAAGUCGACAUAAUUGGUGUUUCUGAAGGUGCCAUGGGCGUAUCUCGAUUCUUGGACAAGCUGGAAAAUUGGAAAAAAUGGGGACCUCGCAUUCAAGCAUUCGCAGCUUUAGCUACAUGGUGGCAUUCCAUUGAUUGCAAGAAUCCUCUUUUCCUCGAAUGGUUACAGGCUCGUGGUCGUGUGUACACUACCUCUCCCGAGCCCGUGGGUACCUACCUUGUAGGCCCUGAAGGUAGUCGAACUUUUGCCGCAUUUGGAAGUCCGGUUUUCAGCUUAAGUGAGAGUUAUUAUACCGAAUGUCUCUUGCCCAAAGGUUAUCAUACGGUGAUUGACUUCUUCCAGGAGGUUGCGAAUUGUGAUAGUCAGGGUGGAGAUUACGUAAAUCCAACGUUUGUGAGACUGACUGAUGAUGAUGCGGACUAUGAGGACAUGGGAUUUGGAGAUGAGGGAUUUGGCGAUGAGGAAAGAGGGGAUGGUAUUGAGCUUAAGUUAGAGGAUGGGGAAGGUGGCGAGAAAUAG